This is a messenger RNA of Thermothielavioides terrestris NRRL 8126, 1184 nucleotides long. RefSeq lists its product as uncharacterized. NCBI's taxonomy places the organism in Eukaryota, Fungi, Ascomycota, Sordariomycetes, Sordariales, Chaetomiaceae. The record is from RefSeq and is a predicted model, not a curated record. The transcript has a single exon. The coding region runs from base 132 to 1121 and encodes 329 amino acids.
ACCCUCAUGCUACAGCCAUACCUCUCCAUACCUCCAAUAAACCGACAGUGCAUUCUUAUCAAGCAUCUUAUUGUCCUGAGUCUUGCUUGUAGUAAAGGUUGUGUCUUGCUUGCAGUAACGGUCGCUGCGCGAUGGGCGGCCUCGCCAACUCGCGCCACGCCCCGCUGUCGCGUCGCCCGCGACGGGACGAUCUGCCGCCCUCUCCCACCGCAACCGCCCACAACAACAACGACGAAGACUACCCCACCGCCCUCCCGCGGCACCCAUCACCACCACUUCCACCUCCACCACGACCACGGCGACCGUCCGCCGCGCACGAGCUCGCGCGCUACACCAAGAUCGUGCGCCGGCUGAAGUGGAAGCUGCCGUUCCUGGCGCAGGGCUACCAGCGCGCGGUGGUCGACCGGGUCGGCGGCGACGCGGCGGCGACGGCCGAGGCGGAGCUGAUGUUCAAGCUCGACUUCUUCGAGUACUACAUGCUGAUCGAGCGGGCGCUGGUGCACCUGCUCGGCGUGUUCGGCGUCGAGGUACCGAGGGACACCGCCAUAUACCGACACGAUAAGAAGCCGGGUUCAGGGUCCGGGCUGGGGGCGAGUAUUUGGUGUGAUGGAAGAGGAAGAGAAGAAGGGACGGGGCAGCCGGCGGCGGCACGGCAUCGCUACCACGCGAAUGUGCUGGCUGCGCUGGAUCGGGAGGAUAAUCCGCUACAUGGCACGCUGGGGACGGGCGAGGUGAGGAGGCAGCUGGGGCGGGCGAAGGAUCUGCGGAAUCGGUGGAAGACGGCUGGCGAUGAGGAGGAUUGUGAGCCUUGUCAGCGAGACCAUGACCGGAGGUCCCCUGCCCGGGGCACGGAGACAGAGGAAAGGGCGUGGCGGACUAAGAAGAUCGCUGCGCCGCUGGACUCGUACCGCCUUGAACACAUGCUGGAGGUCAUCUUUCAGGGCUUUGACGAGGCGUUCAAGGUUGCCGAGUGGUUUGUGAGAGGCGGUUCUGUGCCGGGGGUGCAAUUGGACGCGGACAUGCUCGGGGAAGACGGGAGGGUGAUCGACUGGGCUGCGGCUGCGGAUGACGGCGAUCAGUGGGAGUUCAUGGUGGACGCCAUGGACUGGGAGGCGGUAUGAGCAGCAAGUUGGUUGGAUACGUCUUCGAUGUUCUGUCUUGGGCGGCGUCUUCUUGGGUUCAUC